This is a messenger RNA of Symbiodinium sp. CCMP2592, 4137 nucleotides long. Lineage: Eukaryota; Dinophyceae; Suessiales; Symbiodiniaceae. The record is from the annotation of a GenBank genome assembly.
AUGGCUUCAGGUCUCGACUCCUCUGCUUACUUCCUCGAGCGGCUCGCCAAGGUUGGUUUGUCGAACGAGUUGAGAGAUGCACUGGCCCGAGCCGGGUACACGACGUUUGGGUCCCUUGCCUUUGCUGUGUCCUCGACCCCGGGCGCGGCAAGCGAUGAGGCUGUCUCCAGGUGGGCAUUGCACCUUGCAGAUCCGCUGCCGAGUGAGCACCAAAUGUCAGUGCUGCGCCGUUUACUUUUCGAAGCGCAAUCCAUGUCGAUUGCUGAAAUGCGUGAUCGGGUCAACCUGGCCCCAGGCGAGGCCCCCACUCGUAAGCUGCCAAUGAUCGAGCGGGCUGAGAGGCUGAAGGCUCUGCGUCGUAAGCUGCCUGGGCUCAUCUUGACCCCCGACACUCUUCCGGCCAACCGUCUGGUAGAUAACUUCGUUGAUCAGCUUGAUUCAGGUGUGCUUACAUACGUGAAGCCGGAUGCAUGCAUCAGCCGAGCACAGGAGAUGGACUCCAAUAAGAGGGAUCCGACCUUGCAGGCACAGGGAAACGAGUUGAAGCUCGCUGCUAAGCAGGUUGAGCUGAGGUGCUCUAUCAGCACUGACAUGCAGCUGAGGCAAGCUUGGACCCGGAGGUCUCUCGCCAUGGAACUUGCUCAGCUUGCCUCGUUCACUGUGUUGGAGACCUGGGUUCAAAGCUUGUUCUCAAGAAUGCAGCGGGAGCCUCCAACGGGGUAUCACUCAAUUAUGGCCGCCGAUCGGGAGCUCUUUCAGCUGCUGUCGCACAACCUUAUGGGCCAGAUUCAAGCGUCGGCCGGAGCUGUUCGUCCCCUCGAUCUUGAAAUCGAAAGCCUAAGCAAAAGCACUGACGUGCUGGUGCACCUGCUACCGCUUGUGAAGCCUCCUCCGAUGCCUCACCCGACGAAGCGGCCCCAUCCCGAUCCAAGGCUCCCGCAUAAGCCGACUCCCAAGGGGAAAGGAAAGGGUAAGACCGCUGAUCCGAACCAAGAGGAUGGGAAGGCUCCUAAGUACACCUUGCCCGAUGGAUGUGUUCCCAAGAGCGAGGACGGCAAACCUUGGUGCUUUCUGUGGAAUCAGGGCCGGGCUAUCACGGGUGCUAUUACCGGGGGUGUGGCAGGGGACCUCAGUGGCCCCGAACCACAGGAUGCUGAGAGCUAUGCGCUGAACCUCCUGGCGAAGGCCGAGGUCUCUGCAUCUUCCCUCCCUGCACGUUUUGCCAAGCAGUUCAUCGGGGACUCUUUUCCAUUCACAUCACUUGUGCUUCUUCGGGACAACCUCGCCCACAUGCAUCGUGAUCGCAAUAACACCGGCCUCAGCGCAUUGAUCCGAUGUUCAGAUUUUGAGGGUGGAGGUCUUUGGGUCGCCGACCCCAAGGGCUCGUCGUCCAUGCAGUUCGAAGGCAAGGUGCAUCAGGGUACCACUCGCGAGCUUGAGCGCUGCCUGUACUUUGAUCCAUGCAAUCUGCACUGCACGUUGCCCUGGUCCAAAUUAAAGGCCCUCGGAUCGUCCUCGCGGCCUAUUCGAUUCGAGAUGCGUGUAAACUCCCGAAAGCUGACGCUGACUUGCUGCUCAAACUUGGUUCCCGUUCGGGCCUCGAGUGAAGCUGACACCAAGUCCUCCCCAGCUCAGGUUUCCCUUAGUGGUUUAGGCCCUGCCUGCCGACCUUCUACGGGUGUUGAUGGGCCUGCCGCCACCGGCCUUGGUGAGCUACAUCAACCUUCCCGGCGACCCUUGUUCAUCGAACUUUUUGCUGGCUCCGCGGGGCUGUCUCGGGCCAUGCCUGACCUUGGGUUUGAGGUCGUUACCUUUGAUCAUUAUGUCAAUCACCCUAAGGCCCCAGUUUGCAAGCUUGACCUGGCCGCUGCUUCCGGUCAGUCGGUUGUCUGGGAUGUGCUUCAGGCCCGAAAACCCUUUGCCGUGCAUCUCGCGCCUCCGAAUCUUGCUGACCAUGAGGCUCUUGCGCGAUUCUGUUGUGACAUCAUCGGCUGGUGCAUCCAACGGGACGUCGUAGUGUCCCUUGAGCAGCCUGACCGGAGUGAAAGUUGGGCCCUGCUCACGUCGUUGGCCCGUUCGCGUGUGCCUGCCGAGGGCCUAUUUAAAUGGGCUGGACUCCACAAAAUCGUGUUUCCCCUCUGUAUGCACGGGGGGUCGAGUCGGGCCCUGACCCGUCUCCUUUGCACGGCUCGAGUUUUCGACGCUUUGGCCGUCGCCUGCGACGGCAAGCAUUGGCAUGGUCCGCGCCCCGGACCCUGGGCCGCCCCUGCAGCCUACCCUCCGGUCCUUUGCCAUCGCCUCGCCGGUUGCCUGCUCCAAUGUGCCAAGGCUCGGAAUGCUACCCCCGGGCCGCUUUCCAGAGUUAAGGAGGCUUCAACGGCGGCGGUAGGCCCCUUUACCGAGGAUGGACCCGAGGCUGAAAUUCUUGUCAAGAAGCUCAGCUGCUCUGAGAAGGCACUCCUCAAGGAGCAUGCGUACUGGGAUAUGGGGGUAGUCCAGCUCAUGGAAAAGGGUGUUGACCUCGUUGGGUUUCAGGACACCCCUCCUUGCUAUCCGCAAAAGAUUGUUCCUGCUACCAUGUCCAGGGACGAGUUCCUUGACUCCGCCGACUGGAGGCGGCGGGCUCUCACAACACCCGGCACCAGGGUUCCGGAUGCAGCUCAGCUUGCCCACCUUGAGCAGGCAUGCCAGGAAGAGGUAGACCUGGGGUUCAUGCUAGGACCCUACUCGGAAGAUCAAGUGUCCCAGCUGUUCGGCCAUACCCGUUGGUCGUGCAUCCGGAGGUUUGUUUUGGAGCAAAAACCCGGGAAGCUUCGGCCCAUUGAUGAUGCAAAGGAAGCGCUUGUGAACAGUGCCAGUACAUCGACGAUGCGACUCGAACUUGAGGACGCCGACUACCUGUCUGCCGUGGCCCUCGAGGUCGCGUGCCUCGACCUAACGAAGGCCUACAAACAGAUGUGUGUUUCCGAGCGCGACCUGCAGGUCUCGGUGGUCUUCUUUCUUGAUGAACGAGGUAAGCCGAGGUACUAUGUGAGCCAUUCGCUGUUAUUCGGGUGCACAUCGUCGGUUUUUGCAUUCAACAGGGUGUCAAAAGCAAUCUCCUUUCUGUUAAACCAAAUCUUGCUUGUGCCAAGCUCAAUGUUCUACGACGACUUCCCUCUUCUGUCACCGAGCCACACAAGUGACAGCGCCACGUGGGCCACAACCGCACUGCUUGACCUUCUGGGCUGGGGUCAUGCCCGCAUGGGCAAAGACACUAAAGGAGUUCCCUUUGCGGCAAGCUUCGAGGUCCUUGGGAUGUCGAUGCAACUUGACGGUGUUCACAGGGGGCGCCUGACCCUUCAGAACAAAGCCGGACGCAUUGAGCAGCUUGUGUCUUUGUUUCAGGGAUUUCUUGACAGGGGUGCCAUCACGGUGCAUGAGGCGCAAGUUGCCCAUGGGCUCUUGAACUUCUCUGCUGGUUAUGUGAAUGGUCGGGCCUUGCGCUUGACUUGCCAGGAGCUCCUUCGCUUGACAAAAGCAUCGUGCCCCGGUUCUCCGAAGGCGAUCCGCAGCUUCUGCGUCAACAGCAUUGAGGCCCUCCGGGCGCUAAGCCCCCGUGUGCUCAGUGUAUGGGACAGCCGGGCUCCCAUACACAUCUUCACGGAUGGUGCGUGGGAGCGUGGCCGAGCGGGCAUUGGUGCCGUCAUCUUUGAUACAGCUUCGGGCAAGUCGUGGACUUAUGAGGGUCUAGUCCCAGAGCCACUCAUCCUCCGAUGGGAGGCCGAUGUCGGGACUCAGCUCAUUUGCCAGAUCGAGUUGUACGCUGUUGUAUGCCUCAGAUGGGCCCUGGCCUCCACCUUUGAUCACAGACGCUUGAUUUGGUGGAUUGACAACGAAUCGGCUCGCUAUGGCUUGAUCAAGGGCAUUUCGGACAGUCCCUCGAUGUCAUCCUUGAUUCAGGCCUUUGCACUGGCGGAUUCUAAGGCACCUCCGUAUAGCUGGUACGAAAGGGUCCCAUCUUUUUCUAACAUCGCGGAUGGACCAAGCAGAGGCGAUUCAGCAGAGGCCUUGACCGUCGUCAGCUUGAUGCCCUGUCUGGGAGCUCGCGUACUCGGGGCACCUAGCCAAUCGUCGAGGGGAUACUGUGCCCCGUAG